ACAUGACACUUGGACUCGCUCGCUGCGAACCGACGGGACGGCUCAGUUCACUCUUGCUUACAUACACUCCCACGCGGCGCGACGACGUUUAUCGUCUACUAUAUUUAAUAUUUAAUGUUAUAAAUAGCGUUGUUGUGAUUAUAUUCUGCACAGAGAUUAAACACUUAUCCAGUCUAGUGUAUAAUGCAGUAAUUAUUGAUUAAUCGUGAUCGAUUGACGUGCUUUACUCCGCGACUGCAGCUAUGGCGCCGGGCAUACUCGAAAUCUUGACGCUAGUCGGCAUAGCCGUUCUCGGUAUUCACUAUUACCUAACGUCUAAUUUCGACUUCUGGAAAAAACGCGGCGUCGUCGGACCGCAACCGCAAGCUCUAUUCGGCAAUUUCAAGGACAUCCUCUUUGGAAAAGCUCACAUCGCUCUGCUGGUGAAAAAAUUCUACGACGCCUACCCGGGUGAACCGAUGAUCGGCAUGUUCGCGCCUCGGGGCAAGCCGAUUCUCAUCCUCAAGGAUCCGGACUGCAUCAAGGACGUCCUCAUCAAGGACUUCAACGUGUUCUCGAAUCGUGGCCUGUACGUUAACAAGGACAAGGAUCCUCUCAAUCAGAAUCUGGUCAAUCUCGAGCACGAGCGCUGGCGACCUCUGAGAAACAAACUGUCGCCGGCCUUCACCUCGGGCAAGCUGCGCGAGAUGUUCUACCUGAUGACCGACUGCGCCAAUCACUUCGAGAGGUACAUCGUGAAGAACGUCGUCGAUCGCGGCACGAUCGAGUGUCGCGAGCUCGCGGCCAAGUUCACCACCCAGUCGAUCGGCGUCUGCGCCUUCGGACUCGACACCAAGUCGCUGGACGACGAGAACAGCGAGUUCCGCAAGUGCGGCCGCGAACUGUUCGAGACGAACUUCGCCAACGUGGCCAGGAGGACCCUGCAAGAAUUCGUGCCGAAGAUUUAUGAAUUGCUCGGGCCUUUCAAGUACAGCAGGGCAGUUUUGUUUUUCGCUCGAUCGACCAAGGAGACGAUAGAUUAUCGUAAAAAGAACGGAGUGCGGAGGAACGAUUUCGUGGAUAUUUUGAUGGAUAUACAAGCUCAGCCUGAUAAGUUGAAAAAUAUCGAUUUUGAUGAAAAAUUCUUAGCUGGCCAAGCCCUGGUAUUCUUUGCCGCUGGAUUCGAAACCUCUGCCACGACCAUCAGUAACACAUUUUACGAAUUAGCUUUAAACCCUGAUAUUCAAAAUAAGCUUAGGGCGGAAAUUCAGGAGGAAAUAAAAAAUAAUGAUGGAAAGUUGACGUACGAUGGCAUUAAAAAGAUGAAAUACUUGGAUAUGGUUAUGAAAGAAACUUUACGGAAAUAUCCUCCGGGUAGUGUUCUAGUAAGAAAAUCAGGCGCGUCUUAUACCUUCUCCGCCAAGAAAGUUCAAAUUCCAAAGGACGUCACAAUUAUGAUUCCAGUCUGGGCGAUUCAACGAGAUCCGAAAAUUUAUCCCGAUCCCGAAAAGUACGAUCCAGAGCGUUUCAGCGAGGAAAACGAAAAGAGCAGACACCCCAUGAAUUAUUUACCAUUCGGGGAUGGUCCUCAUAAUUGCAUUGGCUCUCGAUUCGCAAAUUAUCAAACGAAAAUUGGUAUCAUCGUCGUUAUUAAUAAGUUCAAAUUAGAGGUUUGCGACAAAACGUGCAUCCCCUAUAUAGUAGAGCCCAGAUCGCUCGUACCAUCGCCUAUCGGAGGAAUUCAUUUGAAAUUGUCCAAAAUAUAGAUCGUUGAUUCGAUUUGUCAAAAUAUUGGCAUUGUUAAUAUUUUUUACAUAGUAAUCUGUAAAAAACAUUUGUAAGACAAACAUUGAUAAAACAGUAAAACUACAACCAUUAACACAUGUUAACAUUUCCUUCUCAUUUAA
This is a messenger RNA of Trichogramma pretiosum, 1886 nucleotides long. RefSeq names its product probable cytochrome P450 6a14. The record is from RefSeq and is a predicted model, not a curated record. The transcript has 5 exons. Bases 243 to 1745 code for a protein of 500 amino acids. Gene Ontology annotation, molecular function: iron ion binding; heme binding; oxidoreductase activity, acting on paired donors, with incorporation or reduction of molecular oxygen. Lineage: Eukaryota; Metazoa; Arthropoda; Insecta; Hymenoptera; Trichogrammatidae.